AUGAAGCUGAUUGGUCUGCUGCUGCUAGCUCUCGUCUCAUUGGUGGAGGGGGAGGAGAUCGCCAACAGCAGGAGAGGUGUUCCCUCUUUUGCUUUCCCCGCCUUCUUCGGGAGGAGCUGCGCGUCAAGUUUCCCACAAUCCCACACUGAGGAAGGGGAGGAGCUGCGCGUCAAGUUUCCCACAAUCCCACACUGGGGAAGGGGAGGAGCUGCGCGUCAAGUUUCCCACAAUCCCACACUGGGGAAGGGGAGGAGCUGCGCCUCCUUUACCGCCACUUGUCCCGACUUCUUCGUUAAGGACCGGAACACACCGGUCACUCCUACUGUAUUCCGGGGAGCGCAGUUCGUGCAGAUCUGCCAGAAGUACAAGAACGUCUACCGCUACGCCACGCUGUACGACACCCGGAACAGGAUCCCCGUCUACUCGGCCUACACGUACGCUGGAUACGCACAGACAACAAGAUCAGGGUCCUGGAUGAUUGAGCCCCAGCUUGAUGAUCCCAGGGCACAGCCAGAGAUGGGCACUGAGGGGAAAGUACCCGGGGACAGCCUGGGCGCCCACCAGGCGGUGAACCGUGACUACGAGAACACUGGCUACCAGAAGGGCCACGUCUACCCCCACUGCCACAACUGUGAUAAGGACCAGGCGGAGUCCACCUUCACCCUGACCAACGCCGCCCCACAGACAGGAGCAGAUAACACCCAGUGGUUCAACCAGGUGGAGAAGCAAGUUACUGCCGAUAUUGGCAAAGGCUGUAAACCCAACACUUUCCAGGGAAAAGUUGGAUUAACACCAAAUGUAGUCAAGAACAGAGUGAACAUCCCCAGUUACUAUUGGUCAGCUGUCUGUUGUGAAGACAACAAUAAGAAGUUUACUUCCUGGGGCUACGUGUUACAAAUGAAUGGUUAUGGAAGCUCAACUGCAGCGCUCUACCCACUAAAUCAGCUGAACAGUGACCUUACAAAUGAAUAUAACGCCCCCUUUAAGGUGUUUGGGGCAAUUCAAGGCUGUUCUUAAAGUGUGUCUGUGUGUGUGUGUGUGUGUGAUGACCACUAUAAAUGUACUCCUGUACAGUAUAUAAUCAUAGACACACCUGUAUGUGUUCACUAGGGUGGUUCACAAAAUAAAUUUUCACCAAAUGCCAGAUCGCAUUUUGUCUUGUUCCAAUUGGCAUUGUAAGCAUCUGUACCAAAAAUGGAGUCAAUUGCUGCACAUUUAAGGGUGGCACACUUUUUCACAAUAUUGACACACACACACAAUACAUGAUGUUUUGGUAUCCGGAUAAAACCAUUGCAGAUGCUGCAUUGAAGAGCAUUGGAUGACAUUUGUGGUAUCUGUCAGAAGAACUCGUCGCCCUGGCAUUUUUUGAUGCUUAGCUCACUACACAUUGGUGGUGGUUAGUGAGGUCCCCUCUUCCAUGUGAAGCGCUUUGAGUGUUGAGAAAAGUGCUAAAUACAUGUAACGUGUUGUUGUUGUUGUUGUUGUUGUAGUUGUUGUUGUUGU
Molecule: messenger RNA, 1503 nt
Organism: Alosa sapidissima (American shad)
Lineage: Eukaryota; Metazoa; Chordata; Actinopteri; Clupeiformes; Clupeidae
Product: endonuclease domain-containing 1 protein-like
Exons: 3
Coding region: 1-1017 (338 amino acids)
Molecular function (GO): hydrolase activity; nucleic acid binding; metal ion binding
Source: RefSeq, a predicted model, not a curated record